Messenger RNA from Chanos chanos (milkfish), 1506 nucleotides. It is a transcript of the gene slc43a3b, whose product is annotated as solute carrier family 43 member 3b. Gene Ontology annotation, molecular function: transmembrane transporter activity. Gene Ontology annotation, biological process: transmembrane transport. NCBI's taxonomy places the organism in Eukaryota, Metazoa, Chordata, Actinopteri, Gonorynchiformes, Chanidae. The coding region runs from base 1 to 1506 and encodes 501 amino acids. The transcript is spliced from 12 exons. The record is from RefSeq and is a predicted model, not a curated record.
AUGUUUGGCUGUCAGUGUGAUGGAUUUAAGGUGCGCUCUUGGCUUACUCUGGUGUCUGGCCUCAUAGAGUGUUUAUGUUUUGCCGGUGCCGUGUUUGGCUGGGCGUCUCUGGUGUUUGUACUAAAAGCAGAUGGAUACUUCAGCGAACUGUGUGUUAACAGCACCUCAGCCAAUGGGACACAUGUUACAGAUUGCAGUAGACAGGAUGAGCAGCUAUCUCUUGUCUUCACCAUCGCCUCCUUUAUGAACAACUUCCUUACUUUGCCCAACGGUUUCCUGUUUGACCGUUUUGGCACAACAGUAACCAGACUACUGGGAAUAUCUCUUUACACUGGUGGCACAUUGCUGAUUGCCUUUUCAAAUGCUGCUGUGUCAGUUCUACUUUUCCCUGCUUUGUCCUUCAUAGCUGUGGGUGGAAUUCUGUUCCUGGUCACCAACAUGCAGGUGGGAAAUCUUUUUGGUACCCAUCGUUCCACUAUCAUCACUCUUUAUAAUGGAGCCUUUGACUCUUCUUCAGCCAUUUUCCUCAUCAUCAAGUUGCUGUUUGAGAGUGGAAUUUCUCUUUUUGCAUCUCUCCUGUUCCUGUCGUGCUGUAGUGUGAUUCAUCUCCUCAGAACAUUCCUGUUAAUGCCUCGUACACGAAUCCCCUACCCACUCCCCCAGGGUUACACCUAUGGGCUGAGAUGUGGGCAGGGUCAAACCUAUGAUCUUCAAGACAGAGAAAGCGGUAAUCAGGGGAACAUCCAGGGUGAUGCGGUUACUGAAGUAACACCUUGUAAGGAGGAUGACUCUAUGCUACAAUCUCAACGUACGGACCAGACAGAGCGGAGUUUCAAAAGUUGUUUCCUAUCCUGGUUUUUCCUGUGGCAUCUGACAUGGCUGUCUGUGAUGCAGCUGAGACACUACCUGUUCAUCGGCACACUCAACCCCAUGUUAACACGUCUAGCCGCCGGAGACCCAAGCCUGGUGAGCACAUACACAAAUGCAUUUGCUAUCACGCAGCUUUGUGGGGUCCUUUGUGCUCCAUGGAACGGCCUGAUCAUGGACCGUCACAAGGGCAAACCGCGUGCAGGAGGAAUGAGUGAGCGAGAGGCAGACCUGAAAGCAGCGGUGUUGUCACUGUUCCUGACAGCGCUGCAGUGUGUUUUGUUCUCAGUCUGUGCUGCCACUCCUCUCCUCCCUCUGCAGUACCUUACCUUCAUCCUUCAGGUCCUCAACAGGUCUUUCCUCUACGGAGGCAACGCAGCUUUCAUCAGCAUGGCGUUCCCCCCUGCUCACUUUGGGAAGCUGUACGGUUCGGUCAUGGCUCUGUCUGCGUUAGUGUCUCUUCUGCAGUACCCUUUCUUUGCUCUGAUCAAAGGACCACUGGAAGGAGAUCCUCUCUAUGUGAAUGUUGCUCUGACAUUGCUGAGUCUUCUGGCAUUCAUCCAUCCUGUCUAUGUUUACCUGCACUGCCGUCGUCAGGCUAACCAGAGGGCAAAAUCCAGCGCUCCUACCUCUUCAUAG